ACCAAGUCUUUUGAUAAACACCGAUUCUCUCUCUCUCUCCAAGUAGACUUUCUCUCUAGAACCUUCUCUUUCUCUUUGCAGAAACAGUCACAGAAAAUGGUGAAGGGUCCUGGACUUUACUCCGAUAUCGGCAAAAAAGCUAGAGAUCUUCUGUACAGGGACUAUGUCAGUGACCAUAAGUUCACCGUCACUACCUAUAGCUCAACCGGAGUGGCUAUUACCUCAUCUGGUCUGAAGAAAGGUGAAUUAUUCUUAGCGGAUGUUAACACCCAGCUGAAGAACAAAAAUGUUACCACUGAUGUAAAAGUGGACACCAAUUCCAAUGUCUACACUACCAUCACUGUUGAUGAACCUGCACCGGGACUCAAGACAAUCGUCAGCUUCGUAUUACCAGAUCAGAGAUCUGGAAAGGUAGAGCUCCAAUACUUGCAUGAGUAUGCUGGGAUCAGUACUGGCAUUGGACUUACAGCAAGUCCUCUUGUCAACUUCUCUGGCGUUGCUGGCAACAAUACUGUUGCUUUGGGCACUGAUCUAUCAUUUGACACUGCCUCAGGCAAUUUCACAAAAUGCAAUGCUGGUCUGAGUUUUUCCACUUCUGAUCUGAUUGCUUCCUUAGCACUGAAUGACAAGGGUGAUACCCUUAGUGCUUCCUACUACCACACUGUGAAGCCGGUGACAAAUACAGCUGUUGGGGCAGAGUUGACUCACAGCUUCUCAAGCAACGAGAACACGCUGACCAUCGGGACACAGCAUUUGUUGGACCCAUUGACCACGGUGAAGGCUCGGGUUAACAGCUAUGGUAAGGCAAGUGCUCUCAUCCAACACGAGUGGCGACCAAAAUCCCUUUUCACAAUAUCUGGUGAAGUGGACACGAGGGCAAUUGAAAAAAGCGCCAAGAUUGGGUUGGCUGUAGCCCUCAAGCCAUGAGUCUGUUACGACCUUACAGAGAAGUGAGUGAAGCAGUGUUGUUUUGUAUGGUCCAGAGUAAUAAAUUAGAUAGACUUGUUUCAGCACAUUGUCCAUCCGCACCAGUAAGAUUAACCUUCAACUGGUAAUGCAAACUCAUGAAUUUUUGCUUAUAUCCAUCUCAAAUGUCGAUUGAGGGACUGGUUUUUGACUUAA
Molecule: messenger RNA, 1122 nt
Organism: Nicotiana tabacum (common tobacco)
Lineage: Eukaryota; Viridiplantae; Streptophyta; Magnoliopsida; Solanales; Solanaceae
Source: RefSeq, a predicted model, not a curated record